Triplophysa rosa is the source of this 1540-nucleotide messenger RNA. It is a transcript of the gene sp6, whose product is annotated as Sp6 transcription factor. The record is from RefSeq and is a predicted model, not a curated record. Gene Ontology annotation, biological process: regulation of transcription by RNA polymerase II. Gene Ontology annotation, molecular function: RNA polymerase II cis-regulatory region sequence-specific DNA binding; DNA-binding transcription factor activity, RNA polymerase II-specific. The transcript has 3 exons. Lineage: Eukaryota; Metazoa; Chordata; Actinopteri; Cypriniformes; Nemacheilidae. Bases 519 to 1514 code for a protein of 331 amino acids.
UUUUUACAUUUUACUCAAAAAAUUUUCACAAACUGUUAACUAUGUCAUGAAAUAUCUGACAUUACGAUUGUCAAAUAUGUGCAUGUGAAUGUGUUUUGUUGUUUAAACACUUUUAUAAUGAUCGCGUUAGUUGAGCUAUAAACGGGCGCCACCAUGUUUUUUUCUGCCGUGGUCUGAAGAUUGGCACUCACUAAAUCCUUGGUGUUUCGAGUCAGACGUGAUCACCCAAACGUGUUUUUUCGUCAAUUGUAACAACCAUAGGUAGUUUAGAUGGUUAGAGAAAGGAUAGGGUUAGGGUGUGAGUUAGGGUAAAGGUUUCGUAAGACUUGAAACACCAAAGAUUUAGUCAAAACCAACAAGCCACGCCCACGGAUCUGACUCGAAACACCAAGGAUUAAGUGAGUGCCGUCUGAGAUCUGUUGGAUUUACAUCACGUGAAUUCAUCCACUUCUCUUAAAAACACAAACAUGACCAUAACGUUGGUUGCUUGUUUUUCUCCCUGAUGUAUUCCAUGGAACAUGUGGGAAAAGUGGGGCCAUUACAACCAUUACAACUUUGCUGGCGCUUCAGAUUCGCAACCUGUUCAGACAGCGAUAUCACAUUCCCCGCCUCAACCAUGUGGUGAUACUGUCAGCUUCAGCUUCGCAGACACAAGAGACAAAACCAUUAUGACGCACCCAUAUGACCCCUGGUUCCGCGCCGGACCCCCACCUGAUGAGGUCAGCGUGUCCAGCUGGUGGGAUGUGCACACCGGGCCCACUGGAGGUUGGAUGGAUCUGCAGGGGACAGCAGGCCAGGGGGGGUCCGUGGGCUCCUACACCCCCGACCCUCAGAUGUGCUGCCUGCCUCCCUCAAGCUCCGCCCAUUCUACCAUGCACUACCCCGCAGAGGGAUUUAAGAUGGAGCCGUUGACGCAGGAGCUGCUUCCGGUCCCGCACGCAUCAUCGUCCUACGGCUCAGACGAGCAACAGGAUGCCGCCGGCGCUUCGCCUCGGCCCAAAUCCCAGCGGCGGUCUGGCGGUCGCACACCCAGCCAGGCGUCCUGCCGCUGUCCCAACUGCCUGAGCGCCGAGUCUCUGGGAACCAACGGCGAUGGCAAACGCAAGCACCUGCACAACUGCCACAUCCCCGGCUGCGGGAAAGCUUACGUCAAGACGUCACACCUGAAAGCACACCUGCGCUGGCACAGCGGCGACCGACCCUUCGUGUGCAACUGGCUGUUCUGUGGCAAGCGCUUCACCCGAUCGGAUGAGCUCCAGCGCCACCUGCAGACGCACACCGGUGCCAAGCGCUUUGGCUGCAGCUCGUGCCCGCGAGUCUUUCUGCGUGCCGAUCACCUCACUAAGCACAUGCGCGUACACGAGUCGCCGGGUCAACCGGCCGAAGAGACUCGCUCGGAGACGCCGGUACCCGCGACUGCCAGCACCGCAGCAGCGCUCAGAGUGAAAACCGAAUCUGGAAACGGCAAAGAUGACACCGUCGGUACUGAACAGCUAACUGCACAUCACCUGUAACAAGAUUAAACACACAACACAAUGCU